This is a messenger RNA of Schistocerca americana (American grasshopper), 8709 nucleotides long. It is a transcript of the gene Tao, whose product is annotated as serine/threonine-protein kinase Tao. Lineage: Eukaryota; Metazoa; Arthropoda; Insecta; Orthoptera; Acrididae. The transcript is spliced from 19 exons. Bases 528 to 3212 code for a protein of 894 amino acids. Gene Ontology annotation, molecular function: protein kinase activity; ATP binding. The record is from RefSeq and is a predicted model, not a curated record. Gene Ontology annotation, biological process: protein phosphorylation.
AAGUACAGCUGUAGUAGGAGAGGUAACUCACGAAGAACUUUGACGUAAAUCAAUGAAUGUGUUAAAAAUUUGUUGGAAGACUUUGUCGCUGGAAAUGCUUUACCAGUUUGACCCGUUGUGAAGUGCAACAGUUAUUCCAGUGAAAUAAAAUACGCCAAAAUACAAUACAAUUACUUAUCUUAUAGAUGUGAAACUUCUCUUGCGCAUGCCCAAAGACGCCAUUUUGAUCAAAUUUGUUGGAGAUAUUCGAAAAUGGCGAAAAAGUAGUGUAACAUAUCCUUCUGUGUUUUGGGUGUGACAAUACUCUCAGUCCUGAAUGCCUGAAGGGACAGAGACAGUUCAGAAGCAGAAGUGGCUGUAUACAGUGACAACAGUGCGGUACUAUGCCAGCACCAAGGAACAAUACUGAAGGAUCUUUUUCAUAUAUAGCAAAGCAAGGCGGGAGGAAUGGAAAGGAGACAGUAAGGCGAAACAUCCAGUGAAGGAUUAAAAAGAAUAAAAAAAGUUAUUUGUGGUGAAGAGGAAUAAUGAAGAAAAGUAAUGCAAGGCCUGGUAGUUUGAAAGAUCCUGAAAUCGCAGAACUUUUUGAUAAAGAUGACCCUGAAAAAAUAUUUGAAGACCUUCGUGAAAUUGGACAUGGCAGUUUUGGUGCUGUCUACUAUGCUCGUUGCCAUCAUACGAAAGAAAUUGUUGCCAUUAAGAAAAUGUCAUAUGUUGGAAAGCAAAGUGCAGAGAAAUGGCAAGAUAUCUUAAAAGAAAUCAGGUUUUUGCGCCAACUUAACCAUCCAAAUACAAUAGAAUACAAAGGAUGCUUCCUGCGGGACCAUACAGCAUGGCUGGUAAUGGAAUACUGCCUGGGGUCAGCAUCAGAUAUAAUUGAAGUUCACAAGCGACCGCUUAAAGAAGAAGAAAUAUCAGCUAUCUGCGAGGGUGUGCUACGUGGCCUUCAUUACUUGCAUUCUCUGGGGCGCAUCCACCGUGAUGUCAAAGCUGGAAAUAUCCUCCUUACAGAAAAUGGAACAGUUAAGCUGGCGGAUUUUGGUUCAGCAAGCAUCAAAUGCCCUGCAAACAGCUUUGUGGGUACUCCAUAUUGGAUGGCACCAGAGGUCAUCCUUGCAAUGGAUGAAGGCCAAUAUGAUGGAAAGGUUGAUGUGUGGUCGUUAGGGAUUACUUGUAUAGAACUGGCUGAACGCAAGCCCCCAUACUUCAACAUGAAUGCAAUGAGUGCCCUCUACCAUAUUGCUCAAAAUGAUACUCCUCAACUAAGUUCAUCAGAAUGGUCUGACGUGUUUCGUCAUUUUGUGGAUUCUUGCUUGCAGAAGAACCCAAGUGAAAGACCUAGUUCAGGCAAACUGCUUGGGCACCAGUUCGUCACAAGGCAACGAUCACCGCAUAUUCUUAUUGACCUUAUUCAACGAACAAAAGCAGCAGUCCGUGAACUAGAUCAUCUGAAUUACAGAAAAAUGAAGAAAAUCCUCAUGAUCGAUGCAUUUGAAACAGAGAGUAAUCUAGGAGAUGCUGAUGACACACCUGAUGAGCAAACUGGUGGAGAUAGUAGCAAGAGUAAUAGUAUAACCUCUGAGCAUUCAAUCCAUUCUGUGGGUGUGAGUGCAUCUUCGCAAAGCAGUUCAACAAAUAGUCUUCCCCCAGCCACAGAUGGCAAUGAUGGCAAUUAUCCUCCUUCGGUCCGUAGGCACAAGGCCAGUAAUUCUAAUGCAAUCCAGGAUCAUGGUGCUAAUAAUUUUGCAACUAUCAGAACAACAUCCAUUGUUACCAAGCAGCAGAAGGAACAUAUGCAGGAAGAGAUGCAUGAGCAGAUGUCUGGUUAUAAGCGUAUGAGAAGGGAACAUCAGGCUGCCUUACUUAAGCUGGAAGAAAGGUGCAAGCUCGAGAUGGAAGCACAUAAACAACAGUUGGACAAAGAAUACGAGUCUCUGUUACAACAGUUUAGUAAAGAACUUGAAAAGUUACAGGUUAGACAUCAGCAAGAGCUUGAUCGAAAGGUGAAGCAGAAUCAGGCAGCAGAAAAGAAGUUACAGAAGGAUAUUAUGAGUCGACAGGAACAAGAUCGUAAGGCCUUUGAGACACAGAAGAAGAAGGAGUACAAGAUGAGUAAAGAGCGGUGGAAACGGGAACUGAGCCUAGACGAAUCGACACCAAAGCGGCAACGCGACGCCACCCUGCAGAGUCAGAAAGACAACCUCAAGCAACUGGAAGCUCAAGAGGAGCAAAGACUUCUUAGAGGCCAGAAAGAAUAUCUCGAUUUGGAGAUUCGGAAAUUCAGAAGAAAAAAAUUCCUUCUAUUCCAGAGCCUCGAAAGGGAGCUUCUUCAAGAGGAGUUAAGUAAGAGACAGCAACAACUGGAGCAAGCUCACGCAAUGCUUCUUCGGCACCACGAGAAAACGCAGGAAUUGGAGUACAGGCAGCAAAGAGCUGUGCAUCAACUUCGUGAGGAUCAGAUCAUGAGGCAGCAUGCAUCAGAACUGCAGAACCAACAGGACUAUAUGGAGCGUGCUGAACGGGAGCUACGUAAGAAGCAUGCAUUAGAGCUGAAGCAGCAGCCGAAGAGCCUCAAGCAAAAAGAAAUGCAGAUACGGAAACAGUUUAGGGAAACAUGUAAAAUACAAACUCGGCAGUACAAGGCGCUCAAAGCCCAAAUCCUGCAAACAACGCCAAAGGAUGAACAGAAGGCAGUGAUAAAGAAAUUAAAGGAAGAGCAGCGGCGAAAGCUUGCAUUGCUAGGUGACCAGUAUGAGCAAAGCAUAGCUGAAAUGCUCCAGAAGCAGUCGAUUCGGCUUGAUGAGUCUCAGGAGGUGGAAUGCCACCAUUUGAAAGAGCGUCUACACUAUGAGCUGGAAAUCCUAAUGGCCUACCAGUCAAAGAAUAAAAUGCAAGCAGAGGCGCAACGAAAUAGAGAACGAAAGGAACUGGAAGAUCGUGUGUCCGUACGACGAGCUUUACUUGAGCAAAAGAUGGACGUGGAAACUAGACAGUUUGAGCAAGAAAGAGAUGAAAGGAUUAGGCUGUUGCAUGAACGACAUGAGAGGGAACUGGAACAGUUUGAUGAGGAGUCUGCUCGACUUGGAUUCAGUGCUCUGGCAAUAGCAGAGGCUCCAAAGGAAGCCUAUCCUGAUGAAGAAAGUCUUUCAGGUAGCAUGUUGAGCCUUGCACACAGCAAUAGUUCAACAUCAUUCCCACCUGGAAGUCUUUAGCAUAUGCUUGAUCAUUUCCCUUGAUCAUUCAUAAAUCCACCUAAGCUCCUAUCUGCCACCCGUUUAAGUACCCACCUUUGCCCUGUGCCAAUUGGCUGUUAACAGCCAGCACAGGUAAAUAAUUUAAUGAGCAAAAAAUGGCAGUGGUAUGAAUUCAGAGAAAUGCAAGCUCAGGUGUUGGAUGUAGUUAAGAAUUUGACUGACAGUCUCGUAUUUCUUAUAAUAAGAAGCAUUGACGGUUUCCCCGUGCUCUGCCAGUUUUACUCUUUGGAAAUUGGUUAUGAGACUAUUUUAUUACUUGUGUUUAUUUAAUUACUGGGCUGUAGCCUUGGCUAUUGAAAGCUACUGAGCAUUUUGAUUAUACAGACUGCAUAGCUUGUAAUGUUCUCUUAUUCCAAUUGCGCAUUCAGUUUACAGCGCAUUUGUUUGAUAGAUAAUUAUACAGAUGUAUUUGUACGAUACCGACAGUGUGGUUGUCCUAAGUUUCAUUGUGUCAAUUAUUAUAAAAGCAGUGUAACAUUCCAUUUGUUCCAGUAAUAGACUCACAAGUGCUUGCAAAACUGAAGAAGUAUAGCGGCUUCUAUAAUUUUUUAAUUCUGUGAAUUAAACGGUACUGUUCAGAAAGAAUUUCUCUGUCACAUGCUGAUUAAGUGUAUUGACACAUUAUGGGACUUUAGAAUCAGCCUAAAAUUGUGGAAGAUACUGAACCACCAUAUCUGGUAUGCAGUAUUCUAAGUCAAAAAUAAACAGAAUUUGUGUCUUGUAUUAUUAUAUAGACUUACUGUUUACCUUUUUCUUCCCUCCCUUUCCUUUACAUCUAAGGUAAACCAAAGGAAAUCUUUUAUUGUGCUUAAAAGAAUAUGUGCAACAUAUGCAUGUAAACAGCUUAUGAGAGAUUCUGGUAUACCAUUACUUCCAGUUAUGGUACUAUGAUUAAGUCUCCUCUUUUUUGUGAAAUUAGUAUUAAUUUGUAUUGUUCAGUUGUACAAAUGGAAUCCUGAAUUGCAUGUGAAUCGAAAUUUACGUGGUUGUAUGUCAUAUUUGAAAGUAACAAAGAAGUUAACAUAAUGCAGAUGCAUUGUAUUGGGGAAAGAAGCUUCAGUCGUUCAGCAGAGAGAGGUGGCAAGGAAAAAUAUGUAACUGGAGAUUAUAAUCAUAUUUUUUAGAAAAAAAAUUAAUGUUAAUUUCCCCCUUAAUGUUUCCCAAAGAUGGUUUCUUAUUGGACAACAUAAUAUUAAUGUAGAUUUAGGCCCAUUUUGUAUUGAAACUUAUUUAAUUCUCCACUUUAUUUGUUCAACGUUGACUGUUUUUAAAGCUUUGCAUUAAAGUAUCUUCCUGUAAUGUGAGAAAGCUGUAGGGUUUGAUGCAUACCUGCAGAGUACUUGAAGGUGGAUUGAAAUAGUUAUAUGAAGCAUAAUCAAAAAGAAAUAUCAUUGAACACCCAGUAACACUAUGAUGAGAACCUUAAACUGGUAUACCAGUGACAGAAAUUGUUGCUCGUAAAAGUCAACAGGAUGUUGUAACAGUAAUACCAAAUUUCUAAAAGCCUUUUUAUUACCAGUUGGCAUGCUGAAGUUGAUGUAAAAAUAUUCAAAUGUCACUAAGUUAGUUACCAACAUUUUAUCACUUUGUAUUACCAAUGUGUGAUGAUAUCUUGUGCAAAGGUAGUAUAUUUGCAGAGCUCAUAAGUUUUAUUUAUUGUAUCAUUUUCCAUGACACAUAGCUUAUCAUAAUUUUUUCUGUCUUCUGAAAUGAAAUGUAAUCAUUGAAAUAACAUACAGUGAUUGACACAUGCUAAUAUUUGAAUGUUUUUCAUAUGUAGUCAUUCACAUAGCCACUUUGUGGCAUAAAUUCACUCAGCAAGACGUAUGCUGUCCUCAUCUGCCAUGUAAAGAUGUACAUAAGUAAAUAAAGUACAUAAUUUUUAAAUAGAUUUUGGUGCUUACUACAAUUUUUAGCUAUUGUUGGUUGUCUUGGGAUCAACAAUUUUACAGAAAGCUCAAAAAUCCAGUCAUUGUAUUAAUUUUCUGAGAGAAUAAGUAAAUUCAAAUUUUUGUGUCUAUUGUUUUAUGCAUAUAUCAAAAUGUAUGUGUUUCUAUCCCUACAGCAUGAUCAUAUCCUUGAGCUUUGUAUUUGGGAGACCUUUUUUUUUUUAGUGGGGGUGGGGUGGGGUGACAUCAUUCGUAAUCAGCUAUGAGUAGUGGCUGUAUCUUUGCCACAGUGGCAAUACCUGCCAAAAAAUAUUGUGGUUGACCUUCUAAAAGAUGUGAUCAUAAGCUUAAGGUUCAUUUCCUAACAGCCAUGUGUUUGCUCAAAUAUAGUCUUUGAUUAUUUCAUAUAAUUCCCUUAUCAUUCUGUUCAUUUGAUUGUCACUUUUAUUUGCAGAAGAGCUGUGUAGUUUGUGUACAGUUUUUUUUAAUGUAGCUACUUAAAAUGCAUGCCCUCUUUUUCUUACAGAUGCUAGUUAUUCAUGAGAACAUUGCACCUGUCCCAUUUGUCCAGGUGGAGUUAUAUCUCAAAUUUCACAAAACCCGGGAAGAUAGUGUGGCACUAACAAAACAGUUUGCUGGAUAGACUUUUUCUGUAAAAAUAUAUACUUUCAUUUAUUGCAUACAUUUCAUAAAUUACAUUUUCAAAAUAAUGUUUCCAGUUUAUGUAAUUAAGCUUUGAAAAAGAUUUUCUGACAAUGGACAACAAGUCUUCUGUAAUUUUCUGACUCUCUCGUAUAUUUGAAUUCUUAUAAUGAAAAAUGGCAUACUUUUUCUCACUAAAUUCAGUGUAAUAGUUAAGGGACAAUUCAGGGAACAUGAAUCACCAAAAUAUGGAAAUACAUUGUUGUACUUCAUGUACAAUUCAUUAUGAAAAAGUAUCUCUAUGUGUUGAAUUGAUCUGUGUUUGGUGUGCUUGUUCAGAAUUCACAUGUUGUCAAUAGAGGAUAAUUAUUUUUCACUUCCAGAAGUGCAUUUUAAUUUUGUGGUGGUAUUCUCACAAUAUUCACCUUCUUCUCUCCACCCAAUUGCAACUGGCUGGUCUAUGUAAGCAACAGACUGGAGUUUUCUAAUAGUUGUAAUGUGACUGGCAGGUAGUUUGUUUUCCAAGUAAUUUUUCUGUCGUCUUCAUUGGAGAAGUUCAAAUACCUGAAUAUUUUAUCCCUAGUAGAAAUUUACCAUUUACAGAAUACAUUGCUUUGUGCAAAAAGUUAAUAUUGUCAAGGGUUUAUCAUAAAGUCCUGUACAGUACUGACAUAAUAUUUUCACCAUAGUAUGGCAAAGUAAUAUAGAAAACUAGAGCAAAUUGUAAAGCAAUUCCAUGCACUUAUUAAUUCAAUUAUAGGGCAUUGAAAAUAUUGCACAAGAAGAGGGCAUUCUUAAGGCCAGUACUAGAAUAUUUCAAAGAUGGAAUAGGCUAUUAUUUUCAGACCAGGUUAUUGUAAUUAAGGCUUCCUGUUAUUUUCUUAGUGUAACAUCAUGCAGAAAUGAGAAUUGUUAAUUAGCGUUACAAGUUUGUUUAGAUGGUUCCCUAUAUUUGAGCAUUCAGACACAGUUUUGUUCUGUAACUGCUUUGAAACUGAUAGUAAGAGGUCAACACAAUAUUGUUAGGUGGAACUUGGGUAAAAACUGUAUAAUUAUUCACAACAUUGUGUAUUUUGGUGUAAACAAAAGUAUUUUGUCUGGUCAACACAUUUGGGAUUAGAUUGGGUUGUUGCUUCAAUAACAUCUUUGAUGUUUUGUAAAGUUGUGGGAAUUGUCAGUUUGACAGUUCCAUAUUUUUAGUGUAUAAGUAAAACUGCCACCCUAGGUAAAUAUAUCUACGAAAUCCUUUGUUCUAGGGUCUCUUGGUAAGAAUUGUCAUCUUUACAAUUUUUAAAAUUUGUUUAGAGAGAGAUUGAAACAGUCAGGCAAAGUUCAGUUUCAAAUGUCUUCACAUUUCUGUGACAUUGCAUGUAACAGAUAGAGAAAAUAAUGAAAAUCAUAUGCACUUUUGAUUAUUUUUCAGUGUGUGUCAUUAGAAUAUUAGGCUGUUUGGUUUCAUUAUUGAGAAGAUCCCAUGUAUAAGUUUGUUAACAAAGGGAAACACAAUUAAAAAUGUGAUGAAAAGAGCUGAGAGCAUUUUUAAUAAGAGAUAGCAAGUACACAUUUUCUGUUUGAUACAAACAGCAGUGAAUUUUGAAAAAUUAUUCAGGUUGUCCUGUGGAGGAUUUAUACCUUUCUGCAAGGGAAUGUCACAAGUUUAUUAUUUCAGGUUACCUAGCAAACAGAAAGGAAAGCCUGAGGCAUAAAUUACAUGCAGUGAAGAAGGAUGUGCUUAAAAGAUAAGAAUAACUGUGUUAUAGUGUACAUUAUUCUUGAUUUUAGUAGGGAACACAUUUUAGUUCUUUAUAUGUUUACAUGACUGUGACAGUUUUUGCAGAACCAUCUAAUUACACUGAAGUUGUUAGGAUAUGUUUGCACCAUUUACUGCUUCUGAUUCCAUUAUUAUAUCAUUAAACACUGCUUAAUAAGUUACAGAACACAAGAAUUUUAAAUACCUUACAACAGUGCAGCAGUAAGUGAGCUAAUUAUUAUUAGCUUACAGCAUAAAAUUGCUUAAUCCUUAAGCUGCAGUCUUCAUUAAUUUCAGAUGUGAGCAGCAUUUGAAUUCUUCUUAUCUUUGUUCUGUCCAGUACUAUAUGAUUUGAGACUGUUUUGUGUCUUAUCUUUACUACUAGUUCCUAAUGUUUCAGCAAUUUUCCCCUCUAUUUAAAUAUAAUUUAUGUAGUUUUACUGCAACAUCCACCUGACUACUUUGUUUGCUACACUCUUGAAUAUCAGGAGCUAAUUAAUAUUGAAAUAGCGAGUAUGUCACCCAUUGCAUAGAAAAGAUAAUUUCACUUCGUAGCUGUAAAAAGAAAUGCCCUAUUGCCAGAAUUGAAGAAAAUUUGAUAAAACAUCUUGGAGAUUUCUUUGCAUUUGGAAAGAAUUAUAGAUUAACUUUACACAUUCAAGGAAACAGUAACAAAAUUAAGUGGAGUGAACUAACUGUUCCUCUUCUAACUCCUUUAUUUGUUUUUUGUAUUGCCUUGUUCCAUUGUCUUUGGCUCUUUCCAAAUAAAGAUAAAUGUAAAUCUUUUGCUUUUCUCUUAAAGCAAUAUCUCUUUCCUGUUGUUUUUGAUUUAAAUGACCUUCAGUAUUCGACAUAACUUUUUCUAUCUGCAUUAGAGACACAGAAUACCACUAAUUUAACUGUAAUAUUAUGGAAAGAAUAGAUGCUACUCACUAUAUACGGGAGACAUUGAGUCAUCGGCAGGCACAAUGAAAAGAGUUCUAAACACUGAGCUUUCAGUCAAAAAAGGCCUUCUUCUAAAUCAGAAAACAUUGACACAGACAAAACUCGCACACCCCUAUGACCAUUGUCUCUGGCCACUGAGACAGAACUAGAGACAGUGAUUUUGUAUGUGUGUGUGUGUGUGUGUGUGUGUGUGUGUGUGUGUGUGUGUGUGUGUGUGUGUGUGUGUGUG